AUGCCCGGUCCAUCGAAUACCCUCCUGAUCGAGGGAUCGUUCUCCGAGCUGUCGGAGGAACUUGCGCAGUUCAUCGACGGAGUCGCGAAAGCCGAAGAAGGCGCAGGCCUGCGCGGGGACAUCAAAAGCAGUAUUGAGGAACUACAACAAAUAGAACAAGCCGGGGAUGCACAAUCAGCAGACCAGACUAAGGUCCAACAAUUAAAAGAUGACAUACUCAAGAAAGUGGUCACCAAGGCCGCCGACCUCAACAAGGCACCCGAGAAAGAAUUCACAGCAGCAUACAACCUCCUCAUCAGCCUCUGUACACAAUCCUCAAUCCGCGAUCAACUCUUCGCACGCCUCUGCUCAUACCUCGAACAACCCAUAACCAGCGCCAUCACCCACGGCUCAUCACUCGCGAUCGCAACCCUCACAACCAUCUUCAACGUCCUCCCCCCAACCAGCGAAACCCGCUACCACGUCUUCCUCGCCAUCGUCAAAGUAAUCCGCGCCAAAUCCUCCCAACAAGCAUUCGACGCCCUUAUCCCUCAACUCGAAGCCAACAUCUCCUCCUGGGCCUCCGACUGGCAACUCGAUGAAGAAGACCUCCGCGCCCUGUACGUUGCCGUAGCCGACGUCGCCAACGCCAGCGGCGACCAAGACUUGGGCUACAAGUACAACCUGCGCGCAAUGGAGACCAUUGCCCCCUCAGCCGCCUCAAACCAAGAAGCGCACGACCUCGCCCGAAAAGUCCUCGUGCAAGCCCUUUCAAACCCCACCGUCACAGAUUUUACCCCCCUUACGACCUCCGAUGCGAUCCAAGCCCUCUCGAAAUCAGACAGCGCGCUAUUCGAACUCCUCGAGAUCUUCUCCUCGGACGACUACUCCGCCUAUACCGACUUCCUCGAGACCAACGACCUCUCAUCCCUUGGCUUCUCCGGCUCAUCUGGUGACGUCCUCGCCAAGAAGAUUCGCCUGUUGACCUUCGCCAGCAUUGCCGCCUCCACACCGUCCCGAUCCGUGUCAUACUCCACUAUUGCCUCUGAGUUGCAUAUUCCAGCUGAGGACGUCGAGAUGUGGGUCAUCGACACCAUCCGCGCCGGCCUUGUGGAAGGCAAACUCUCGCAACUCCGCCAGGAGUUCCUCGUGCAGCGCGCUACAUACCGCGUAUUUGGCGAGCGGCAAUGGGCAGAGAUUCAAGGCCGGCUGAACGUCUGGCGGAGAAGUCUGGAGAGUGUGCUGCAAGCCGUGCGCGCAGAGCGUGAGCGAUUCCUGCGGGAAGGCCCAGGUGGUGGAUAUGAUGAUAAUCAAGGAUAUCAGCAACGGAAUGGCUAUCAGGAUGGUGGCGAGAGAAGGAGAGGGGGUGGCGGCGGCAGAGGUGGAUUCAGAAACAACCAAGAUCGCGGGCAACGGCAGCAGGAGCCGGUCGAUGUGGGCGGUGAUUGA
This is a messenger RNA of Cyphellophora attinorum, 1428 nucleotides long. Its product is annotated as Eukaryotic translation initiation factor 3 subunit M. The record is from RefSeq and is a predicted model, not a curated record. The transcript has 2 exons. NCBI's taxonomy places the organism in Eukaryota, Fungi, Ascomycota, Eurotiomycetes, Chaetothyriales, Cyphellophoraceae. Gene Ontology annotation, biological process: cytoplasmic translational initiation. Gene Ontology annotation, cellular component: cytoplasm; eukaryotic translation initiation factor 3 complex. Bases 1 to 1428 code for a protein of 475 amino acids. Gene Ontology annotation, molecular function: translation initiation factor activity.